AUGACAUCUCAUGAUAACUCACCUAUCGUCUCUGACCCUCUGGAUCUUCUAUCUUCUCCAAACUCAUUUCCAAUGUCGGAUCCACAGACACCCACAAUGCCUUCUCGUGAAAGGUCCGAUACCAUCCUCACUACAUCAUCAUCCGAUUCCUUCCCCCAAUUGCAAACACCCCAGACGCCUUCCAUCUUAGGUAUGCUGAAUCAAACGUCCUCUAAACAAGGUACCCAUUCGACCAAUGAUGAUUUGACCUCGAAUAGAAAUCGUAAUGAUAGUUUUGGAUUCGGUGGACCGCUGAACGUCAAUUCCCCGGAAAGCAUACCUCAAACGCUUUCUUCCUUGAACGUCCCGACGCAUCAUCUCGAACCUUCUCAUCAUACUACAACUCCCGUCGCAGAUCAUGAGAGAAUCUCCCCUCUACCUAGCGACUCUCAUACUGCAGGCAACCUCAUAGUGCUGAACUCUUCAACGACACCCAUCUCCACUUCAAGCGAACCCAGUCCGCGAGUCAGCACUUCCACAAUUGGGACAUUCGAUAAUUCCGAUACCCCGUCCGGGACACGACAAUCCAAGCUGAAAGAAGUGGUUAGACGAAAGCUGCAGAGAUCUAAGAGCUCUUUGAGAAAUAUAGGAAAAUCUAAAACUCAGGAAGAGGAUGAGGAACCUAUUGCAGCCAAUCACGCCGCUUCGCUAGCUGUCAGCGGACAUACACCUGCCUCGUCCGUCGAUCGCGAUCAUGUGGUACGACCUAAAACAUCACGUUUGAAACGUCUCCUGACUCUAUCCCGUAAACCCUCUUCAGUUUCAAUCAAGGCUUCCCUCCCCUCUAACGGUGUCAGUACGGCUCAAGUCGAAAUGAAUCGCAUCCCUCAUCCUGUCGUUGACACCCAAACUUAUUGCCAAAACAAUCUGAGACACCAUGAAAUUACUGUGCGGGAUUUCGCUCAUUCCCCUCCAAUGCAAAUGCCUUCACUCACUCACAAUCGUCACAUAUCCGUCGGUCAACUACCCCAAUUCCCCUCAGAUCUGUACAACGGGACAGGGGAAAUAGCAAGACGUCUCCCCAUUCAUGCUGGAGAAAUGGCUGAAGAGGUGGAUCCUCACUCCCUUCGUCCCGCUCGCAUCAGUCGACCAAGAGCCACCUCAAUGCCUUUACUCGAUACCCUUUCAGACCAUCCACCGACAGGUGAGCUUGAAAAUAGCAGCGACAGACAGUCCAACUAUUUUGACACUGUCCUGCCACGUGAGCUCCAAUUGCAGAUCAUCAAAACCUUGCUUGAAUCUUGGAAAGGGGAAAACCAGGAGAGAAGAUGGACCGGAGAGGUUUACGCACGAAAGGAGCUGAUUAAGCUGAGUAGACUGUGCUUUGACGGACAACUGUGGUCAUCUCUUGACCUUACCCCAUUCUCUUAUGUUCUGCACCCUUCAACCCUUCAGAAAGUCAUCGUCUCUUCGCUUCCGUUCAUCACAGCUCUCACGCUUAGAGGGAUGGACAAUCUUCUCGGGUCAAUGCUCUUACCCUCACUCUCACCUUUUGACUGGUCACCUAGCCCUCGGUCAAACAGUCUAGCAGUAUGGCUACCUAAUUUACGAGUUCUCGAUUUGAGGGGAGCAACGAGUUUGACCGUUUCCGAUAUAUGCUCGAUUAUCAGAGGAUCACCGGGAUUAAAGAUAAUAAACUUGAAAGCUGUUCAAAAUUGUUCAUCCGAAGUGGUACGUACAAUCGCAAGAUCGACACGACAAUUGGAGUCACUCGACAUUUCAAGAUGCAAGGACCUAACUUUGGGCGAUUUGAUUGUUAUGAUGAAUGCAAUGGACCAGGCUCAACGUGCAAAACUCAAAGUGUUGAGACUCGCGGGAAUGAAAAGUUAUGGUAGACACGCAUCGGAUUUUCUACCCCUUCUAGCCGAAAAGCUUGUCAAUCUUGAAGUAUUGGAUGUCCAAGGAUGUACCCGUAUAUUUGACGAAGAUUUCGAGAACUUUUCUCGAGUAUUAACUGAAAACGAGAGAGAAAGCAAGAUAACUCAUCUAAAUCUAUCUGGGUGUACAUCUCUUCAAGGGCAAUUCAUGUAUCACUUAUCUGGAAGCCUACCUAAUCUGAGAAUGUUGGAACUUGCUAAUCUACAGCACAUAUACAAAGACAACGAUUCGGAUGAAUCUGGAUUAAUCAGACUCCUGAAGACAACACCGAAAAUCGAAAGACUUGAUUUAGAUCAAACGGGUUUACAUGGUGGAGUCACUGAUUCCGUGUUGGAUGUCUUAUCUAGAGGAAGAACGGAUGAUGGGAAUUGUAUCCGAAAGAAUCUCGUUGAAUUGCGAAUCGGUUUUGCGAAAGGUGUUACCAGUGAGGGCUUGGUCAGACUAAUCAGGAAUUGUCCAAAGUUGAAAGUACUGGAAAUUGAUAACACUCCCGCGGAUACGUCGGUGCUUCGAGCAUUCAUGAAAGUCCAUCCUUCGGAUGGCGCGAUUUCGGUAAUCGAUUGUCGUUCAGUCAACCCCACAGAACUUGAUAAGUUGAUCCCGUCCACUCGAUCACGAGUAGGAUGGAAAGGCUGGACAGCAGUGCCAUUCUCAUAUCAGCCUAAAGAAAUGGAUGAGAGACGGACUGUCAUCAAGAGUUUUCAAUCUUGGAAAGAUGUCAACACGCCAAAAUCUUGGAGAGAGAUCAGAGCGGAUACGGAUGAGGGCAAUCCCAAUCAAGAAGUAGAGGAAGGAACGAAUGACAGUGGGUCCACACAAGAUGAAGAUGGAUUAAUGGAAAAUAUCAGAAGUUCAGCUGGCUGUAUAAUUAUGUGA
Kwoniella shivajii is the source of this 2793-nucleotide messenger RNA. RefSeq lists its product as uncharacterized. Lineage: Eukaryota; Fungi; Basidiomycota; Tremellomycetes; Tremellales; Cryptococcaceae. Gene Ontology annotation, cellular component: SCF ubiquitin ligase complex. The record is from RefSeq and is a predicted model, not a curated record. Bases 1 to 2793 code for a protein of 930 amino acids. The transcript has 3 exons. Gene Ontology annotation, biological process: SCF-dependent proteasomal ubiquitin-dependent protein catabolic process.